This is a messenger RNA of Chironomus riparius, 1422 nucleotides long. The record is from the annotation of a GenBank genome assembly. Lineage: Eukaryota; Metazoa; Arthropoda; Insecta; Diptera; Chironomidae.
CUAAUUGUUAUAAGUGCAGAAUUUUUCAGCUGUGAAGACUGAAUUCAUUUUUUAAUUUCAUAUUAUAAUUAUCAAAUUUUUUGUGUUUAAGAUAGUCUAAAUAAUGUUCUUAUAAAAAAAUUGUGAUUUAAUCAACUCAAGAUAUAAAGAACCAAAGUUUCCUAAAAUUGAUAAAAGAAAAAAAAAUCUACGAAAAAGAUGGCUCUUAACAUUAUUUUUGAUGAAUUUGGAUUCCUCGAGUCAGAUUCUGAUGUUGGCUCAAAAUUGUCACCGAUGCUGAAGCAACCUCCAAUUUCUCCUAUUGAAAGCGAAUCAAGUAGUGGAAUCAGUUCUUUGGACUCUGAUGAUUUAAAGAAACAAUUGCUGUCCUCACCACCUACAAUAUCAAAUUCGCAUGAUGAUCAAGAUGAUGAUGAUGAUGAACGUGAAUCAAACGAUGCUAAUGAUGGCAUGUUUAAUGAGAAAGAGGAUGAAAGUGACGAUUUUGAAGAUAAUGGAAAGGAAACUUCGAUUGAAGAAGUUCCGAUGCCAAUUGCUCCACCACCAGUUAAGGUAAUUUAUCAAAACCGAAAUAUUUUGAAUUUGGGAGACAAUAUCUGGAGUUCGGGGCGUUUUGUUCAAUAUACGAUGUUGCCUGACAAUAAUCUCAGCUGUUUCUUCCAAAACCGUGCUCAAUAUUGGCGCCUCGGAAGUUCAAGUGGCUCUGAAAAACACGAUUCAUUAGAAAAAUGCUCAUGCUGUGAUUUCUGUUAUCCAUCAAUUUAUCAUCAACAACUCAUUCAAAAUGGACAAUAUCCAGCAAAGAAAAAUGCAAUAACUGAUUCUCUAUUAACGUUCUUAAAAAUACAUCAUGUUGAUUUUAAUAAUACAAUGCCAAACAGUAAUGAUAAUAAUAAUAAUAUAAAUAGUAAGAACAUAAAUAACAAUAUUAAUAAUAAUAAUAGUAAUAUAAUUGGCAACAACAAACAACGCAUGUACAACAACAAUACACCUUAUGCUGCUUAUCAAAUUAUGCAGCAGCAACAACAGCAACAACAGUAUCACAAUAAUGGAUAUCACAAUAGCACUAUGAAUGGGCCCAAUCAACAAAUGAGUUCAUUCAAUAAUAAUGGAUAUAGUGGCGGUUUUAACAAUAACAAUAGAACCUCUGCUUUAUCAGCAUUAAAUAUGAUGAAUCAAUCGCGUAAUGUUUCAAAUGCAUUUCCACAAACUAUGAACAAUAAUUCUCGCUUAUAUAAUAACAAUAAUGGACUCUAUAAGCAGUUUUAAGGAACCAAAUUCUGAAUGGUUCGAAUAAUUUCACAAAAUUCGGGAGGAACCAAUAUUUUCAAAAAAUUUAUAUUUUUAAUCAAUUUUUGGUAAACAAUUUUUUUUAAUAUAUUACAAAACAAUACACAACCAAUACGAUCUCUUAAGAAGCGG